AUGGAUCGCAGAGAUCCUCAUGGGAAACAUCAAAAAAGACUGGAAGAACGCGUGCAACAGCUCCGAUCUCGGCUUCAAAUUGUCCGGCCACCCCAUGACAGGCCAGACGAAGAUGGCCGUCCAGCCACGGAGUCUGUCAAGGCGUACCAACCCGGCAAGUAUCCUACCAUAGCAGAGUCCCUGGGGCGGCAAGGUCAGUCCUCUGUCAAGUCGAAAGUAAGGGGGAAGGAACCAGUAGUAGAGGCCUCUGAGCAAGAAGACGCACCGUCAGAUGUUGAGGAUUUUACCACAAUAUCGUCUCGUGGCCACGCCGGACCUACUUCAGACGUCAAAAAGGACGUCGGGUGGCAGCCUUCAUUGGUGAUAGGAUCCUCGUCUAUCGAUGCCGGCAACCCAAGUAUGAAGGAAGUCGCGCGCAGGAACAUGCUGCAGUGGGAACACAUUUAUCAACACCACCGGAAGCAAACAUCGAAAGACUUCCAGUUAGAAGUACUCGAUGAGCGACGCAUGGAUGCAAGGAGGGAGUACGAGGACAGUUGUGCCAGGGCUGACCCGGAAGACGAUGUCCCCCGAAACGAGACCCAGGCUUUCAAAAAAGAGCGUGUGCAAUCCCGCCUUGCCGUUCUUCACGAGACACUCGCUCAGAGUACAGAACCCGAAUGCGAACCUAUGAGAGCCAACAUCUCGGCUGCAAUCCGGGGAUAUCAGGAGGGAACCAUCGAGUGUUCCUCCACCUAUACACUGAUCUUCGCGGGUCACAUAGUCGACACAGCCUGUCGGACAUGGGCCGAGUUCACGGUUGACCGGAAGGAUCGCCUGGACCGGUAUUUCGAGCAGCAUGGCCCCGGUUUCCUCUGGUGGGAGCCGCCGCUGGCCAGCGGAAGGGACAAUCUGAACGCGAAGAAGGCACUUUUUCUUGAUGUCACGAGACACAAUGACCCCGAUGUACAAUUCCGAGAUGACCAGUGUCAUUUCCGUGUGCCCAUGUGUUUUCGGAAGGACAGCGCCCUGACUUGUCGGAUGGACGAAAUUCGAGCACAUUUUUCGAAUGCAGGGCAGGGCAAUACCAAAAAGCCGAGCGCGAUGAAAAGAAAGUGGGUGCUGGUUGAUGAUGGUGAGAGCGAUAUCGAGCUGUUGAAGAAAGCCAGGGACCAAGUUGGUGAUGCAUAUGAUUCAAGGUCAUUGCCUUCAUCGCGCAACGAAAAGGCAGCCAAAGGAGCUAUUCUUAGCAAGGCCGAACUUGGGCCAGAGCUCUUCUCCAAGAACGCAAGUACGGCGCGAGUGCGUGCUGAGGCUACUGCUGGACAGACGCACUUCUUCGAGAUGUUGCUCGACAGUGGCUGCGAGACUCCCAUUCUGUACCAUGAGGACCUCGUGUCCCUAGGAUUCAGGACUGCCGACAUGAACGCGGCCACUGUGGCAACCAUUCACGGUGCCAACGGGCGGACGUCGAAGCUGAAGAUCUUUGAACUCCUGGCAGGAGUCCAGCUCGACAAAGACGACCCUCACAAUCAAGAUCUCUUUCCAACAUGUGUCGUCAAGCUCGACUGGAAGCUCAAACCGCCGUCCGGGUACAGCGGCGAGAGGUUGUCUGGUCUGUUUCCUUUCCUGGCAUACUACAUGUCCUUUGCGCCGGGGAUGGACAGGGCCUGUAUGGGUGAUGAGAGAGGCGACAUCCUGGGCAUGCAGCGGAUCCCAGGUGGGCUGAGGUAUGACCCGUUCAUGAAACCUCAGUUGGGCGAGCCUAGGGAGACGCUGUUCAAGAGGCUCCAGGCCAAGAACCCAAGCAAGAUCGUUUUUGAGCAUCAGAUGCGGAUUGGAGGGCGGAAAUUGAUUGAGGAAGAAGUUGAUUCCGACGGAGCGCGAGGCACUUCAAGAGUCACUUUAUUCCGCCCUGAUGGAACGAUUAUAGAGACUUGCAAGAUAGAGAACCAUCAUGAUAGAAGGAGGCGGAAGCUAAUAGAGUAUGUCGAAUGA
Diaporthe amygdali is the source of this 1977-nucleotide messenger RNA. RefSeq lists its product as uncharacterized. The transcript has a single exon. Lineage: Eukaryota; Fungi; Ascomycota; Sordariomycetes; Diaporthales; Diaporthaceae. The coding region runs from base 1 to 1977 and encodes 658 amino acids. The record is from RefSeq and is a predicted model, not a curated record.